Molecule: messenger RNA, 4785 nt
Organism: Oryzias melastigma (Indian medaka)
Lineage: Eukaryota; Metazoa; Chordata; Actinopteri; Beloniformes; Adrianichthyidae
Gene: pgap6
Product: post-glycosylphosphatidylinositol attachment to proteins 6
Exons: 13
Coding region: 120-2414 (764 amino acids)
Cellular component (GO): plasma membrane
Source: RefSeq, a predicted model, not a curated record
CGUCCCGUAUUUACGUACUUACCCGGAAGUGAUUUGCAGGUACGGUUAGGUUUGUUUUUUAGUGGCAGGUGUCCCACGACUACAGGUGAAGAUGUAAAAUCAGACAGUUUAGCGGAAACAUGGACGUUUUUCUGCGUGGACUCCUUCUCUUUGCUGCGGCGGCGUGGACGUCGGGAUUGGAUGGCCAGCUGACCUUUGUGGCAGAGCUCUCAUCCAAACCGGCUCAGAAGCUCUCCAAGUACGGUUGGUAUGGCAACGUUAGGCUGCAGCGGUUUCAUAUCCCUGAGGAAACGGCCGUGGCACGCUGGACAUUCACAGUGACCAGAGCGAACAGCUUCUACUGUGGCCAGCACAACGUCACUGUCUAUAUUCGAUGGGGUGCCCCUCCAGUUAUAAAUCCCACAGGAUCCGUGUUUCCAAACGGGACUCUGUGGAACCCCAGCUUGUCUCUGAUUCUGCCGGUCACCUCGCAGAACUCCACGACGUUUAACCUGUCAGACCCCGCUCCUGGGGACUGGUUCGUCGCUGCUCACUUACCUGAGGAUGACGGACGUAUCGAGCAGAAGGGUUUCCCGUCCUGCACGUACUUCUUCCAGCCUCAGCUGUCAGUCCGGAGGGCGGUGGACACACCCGUUUUACAACAGGAUGCAUUCCUCACACAGACUGCAUCCUUUGAGCAACCUGCACGCCUUAAGUUGUUUGUUCCGGAGUUUGCCUCGUCCCUCUCGGUAUCUGUGCGCGGCUGCUCGUCGGGAGAGGCUGCAGAGAGUGGAACCUGCUCGCUGCUCCUCAGGCUCGGCUCUGACUUCCUGCUGCGGCAUCCGGUGACCGUGAACUGCUCGGGGAUGAGCUGCUCUGCAUCUCUGCUGAACCCACCGUGGGACACCUGGUUGCGAGUCGUGGUGGAGAGCAGCCAGGUCAACCGCUCUGUGACCUUUGGGAUUACCUGGAGCUACACAGAGGGAUGUAAGCCUAAAAGUGUAGGCCUUGAAGGAGGAGAUGAUUUCAAGAAGCCUCAGAACAACAACAGCAGCCAAACCAACUCCACCGAGGUUUCAAACCAUUUCAGCUCGGCCAAUAAAUCCUCCGGUCUGCCAUCGUCUCUGAUGAUGUCGGCGUGCGUGUGGAGCGUUCCCGUUCUUUACGAGGAAGUGGACGUUCUCUCGCUCCGAUUCACAGCCACCAACGGGCCAAACGUCAGCGUCACGGACGCCCAUCCCACUCUGCUCACCUACCCGCUGCAGACUCAAGCCACAGGGGGGACUCUCAAUUUGAGACUCACUCUGAAUACGACCGAUGUAGUCUUGGACAACAGCAGCAGUGUGGUUGCCUGUUUUUCUCCCUUUGCUCCAGUCCUGCAGCUGAACCACUCCCAACCCUGUCGCACAGCUUUAUUCGGAGGAUACGGUGUGGCUGUGAACAGCAGUGUCCCUAAAGCGGUGCUCAGACUGCCCUUCCCUCAGUCUGCAUUGUGGUACCUCACCCUGCAGCUCCACUGCAACAGCAGCUCCUGUGGUAACACGUCGGUGGUGUCGGUGCUCCCAGAGUUGUCUGUCAGCGCCUGUGUGGAGGACUGCGGCUCGUAUGGUGAAUGCAGACUCCUGAGAUCCUACAGCUACCUGUACGCUGCCUGCGUCUGCAAGGCUGGCUGGAAGGGUUGGGGAUGCACUGACUAUUCUUCGGCUCUGUCGUACGGCCGCCAGCUCGUCUCCACUCUGCUGCUCACGCUCAGCAACUUGUCUUUCCUGCCCGCCAUCGUCGUGGCCAUCAGGCGCUUCUACAUCACCGAGGCCUCCGUCUACUGCUUCACCAUGUUCUUCUCCACGUUCUAUCACGCGUGUGACCAGCCAGGCGUGGCCGUUUGGUGCAUUAUGGAUUACGACGCCCUGCAGUACUGCGACUUUCUCGGGUCGGUCUGUUCCAUCUGGGUCACCAUCUUGUGCAUGGCUCGAAUCAGAGACAUCGCCAAAUACACUCUGUUCAUGCUGGGAGCUCUGCUGAUAGCCAUGUCCAUGCAGCUGGACCGAAAGGGUUUGUGGAACAUGCUGGGCCCCAUCCUCUGUGCAAUACUGCUGAUGGCCUCAACUUGGGUGUACAGAGGCGUCCGCCGCAGACGCUGCUACCCACCUUCAUGGAAGCGCUGGGUCCUCUACCUCAUCCCCGGACUGUGCUGCGCCCUGGUGGGGGUGUGCUUGUACAUUUUUGCAGAGACCGAAGACAACUAUUACUACACGCACUCGCUGUGGCACAUCCUGGUGGCCAGCUGCGUGGUGUUUCUGCUACCGCCAAAGGAGAAGCACCGAGAGGCGCUGGGGUGGAGCAGAGGCUUCAGCUGGAGUUGGAGCUGGAGACCCCGGAUUUGUGGAUAUACGCUCUGUGAGAGCAGCAAGGAGGAGCUCUACACCGUCACAUGAAACUACGGAAAUAAUCCAAAGUUGGUGUCGCCAGCUUUUUACAAUCUGACUCAUUUGAAGCUUCAAGUUACACCUAUAUUCUCAUAGGUCCACAGGCUGUAUUCUCACAUAAAGAAGAGCGGUAAAGCUGGAGUCAUCUGAUCUUUCACCACUAAGAGUUUACCCUCAUUAUGGAUGUAAAUCAUACACUAGAGGAAAACUUUAAUGUUUGAUAUAAAAAUACAGUUACUUAUUAACUCUUUUAAAAUGUUUUUUUCCCCAUGACCCAGAAUACAACAUGUAAAGUUUAUUCCUCUUUAUCAGCUUUAAGACCUCUAAAGUUCACAUGGUCUACGUGUAGUUUUUGGAUAUUUUUGUUGCUCUUCCUCUUGUGGUCUUCCUUCAUGAAAAUAAUUAAUCUUUAAAGAGAAAACUAUAGAUCCCUGGGCAUAACAAAAAAAAAGUUCUUUUAAAUUAGCAUUUUGUGUGGACAGAUUAGCAUCUUCACAAGUUAGCAUCUUGUGCGGACAAGUUAGCUACUUGUGCGGACAAGUUAGCAUCUUGUGCGGACAAGUUAGCUUUCGUGUGGACAAGUUAGCUACUUGUGCGGACAAGCUAGCAUCUUGUGCGGACAAAUUAACAUCUUUUGCGAAAAGAUUAGCAUCUUCGCAAGUUAGCAUCUUGUGGGGACAAGUUAGCAUCUUUUGUAUGCAAGUUCACAAGUUAGGAUCUCGUGCAGAAGUUAGUAUCUCAGGUGGACAACUUACAAUCUCGUGUGGACAAGUUAGCAUCUUGUGCGGACAGAUUAUCAUCUUAACAAGUUAGCAUCUCGUGCGGACAAGUUAGCAUCUCGUGUGGACAAGUUAGCAUCUUCACAAGUUAGAAUCUCGUGUGGACAAGUUAGCAUCUUCACAAGUUAGAAUCUCGUGUGGACAAGUUAGCAUCUCAGGUGGUCAAUUUACAAUCUUGUGCGGACAAGUUAGCAUCUUGUGCGGACAGAUUAGCAUCUUCACAAGUUAGCAUCUCGAACGGACAAGUUAGCAUCUCAGGUGGACAACUUACAAUCUCGUGCGGACAAGUUAGCAUCUCGUGCGGACAAGUUAGCAUCUUCACAAGUUAGCAUCUCGUGCGGACAAGUUAGCAUCUCGUGUGGACAAGUUAACAUCUUGUGCGGACAGAUUAGCAUCUUCACAAGUUAGCAUCUUGUGCGGACAGGUUAGCAUCUUGUGCGGACAGGUUAGCGUCUUUUGUAUGCAAGUUCACAAGUUAGCAUCUUGUCUGAACAAGUUAGCAUCUUGUGUGCACAAAAUGCAACUUGAGGGAACAAUUUACUUUUGCUGUCAUGUUCAGGGUUCUGUAGAAAACUUGUGCUUUGCCAAAACUAGCUACUGUGUAUAUGUCUCGCUUUUUUAGUGAAAGGUAAAGUUCUUUAGCAAAAUUUUUGUUCUGCUUUGAGAAAAACUCCAAAACAUGCCAAAAGAAGUUUGCUUUUAGCAAAUUUCCCGAAAGGCAAACGAUGAAAUGUCAUUCCAGCUGCCUUAUGUGCCCUUUUGUUGUCAUGCACACAAAAAUAGUUUUAUUUGUUGAUAUUUAUUGCAAAUGAUCUUAAAGAAACCUUUUUUUUCUCAUUUUGAAUGUUGUUUAAAUGUAUCUUUACUCUCAUUUCUCGGAUUGUUUUUUAGUUUAAUCUCAGAUGAUGCAGAACUCCGUGAUGUCAUUUUCAAGGGGAAUUAGUGUUCUGCUUUUCUAAAGCCUUAAGACUAAAAAGUAAAGAAAACAUCUCUUGCAAAAACAUUCAGGAAAAAAUUGGAUUUUUCCCUUUAACCAUCCUCCUUAACUUAAACACCAGGCUGCGCACAUUAGAGCCAACCUUAAAGGUCACAAGCACAUGGAAACUCAGAAAAACGUGAACGCGGUUCAGCGUUUUUGAUCACUGUACUGCAAAGCUAAGAGCUCUUCAUUCAUGUCUUUGGUUCAAGCACCUUAAUGAUCUCUGUGGAAAUGUACUGCAAGGAGUCAACUUCCAACGAAUGUAGAUGAUAAUUACUAUCUCAUGUCUAAUGUGUGUGAAGGUCACGCUUGGCGUCCGCUCCUAAUUUAGGACACGGACCGCCGUUCCACGUGCAUGGAGGUGUAAUCCUUCUAGAAUGACAUUUAAGGGCCGUCUCCACAGCCUUCCUCUCUUUGUUCAUUUUCCUGUGUAUGAAGGUGAACAUCUAUGUUCUAAGAAAUUAUAUAUUUGUUUCAAAUCGUGAUUGAAUUUCCUCCUUUUUUGUAGUUUUUAUGUUCAAACGGUGCAAUGCAAAUUGAGUUGAGUACUGUGCAAUCAUUUUCCGGUCCGGCAAGUGUCCUAUCAAGCCUAAAAAGAAUUAAAUCUGUUAUAUAAAACACA